AUGUUUGCCACGUAUGGGGAGAUAUGUCAAAGACUGUGUGGCUGCGAUGAAAAAGAUGGGAUACUAACUGUGAGCUGUGAAAGCAGAGGAAUCACAGCCAUCUCAGACAUAAGCCCACCGUUUUACCCUCUCUAUCACCUCCUACUCAAUGGGAACCAACUCCAUAAGCUCUCCGCCGACGACUUUGUUGACUAUAGAGGAUUGACAAUUUUACAUCUGGGGAAUAAUGACAUCUUGGAGGUGGAGGCGGGAGCGUUUAAUGGGCUUCAGGGAUUACGACGAUUGCAUCUUAACAACAACAAGAUUGACUCCUUGAGGGAAGAGCUUUUCUUUGGCCUGGAAAGUCUGGAGUACCUGCAAAUUGAUUAUAAUUACAUAACUCUAGUGGCACCGAACACCUUCCACAGACUCAGACAUCUGGAGGUGCUAAUCCUAAACGACAACCUCAUCUCCAGCUUGCCCAUCAACGUUUUCCAGUAUGUUCCGCUGACCCAUUUGGACUUGAGGGGCAAUCAACUCAAAGUGCUUCCUUACACCGGUCUACUGGAGCACAUGAACAGUGUGGUGGAGCUGCAGCUGGAGGAGAACCCCUGGAACUGCUCUUGUGAACUUAUCGCUCUCAAAACUUGGCUGGAGAGCAUUUCGUACGCAGCUUUAGUUGGGGACGUGGUUUUCAGCGGCGUCCUGGAUCAGCUUACAGCCCUGGUGCAAGUGGACUUGUUUGAGAAUCCCUGGGAUUGCUCUUGUAGCAUUCUGGAGCUGAAGUCGUGGCUGGAGCAGCUUAGCACAGGCACGGUUGUAAACAACGUCAUCUGUGGCUCUCCAAAGAAGCUGGCGGGGGAGGACAUGAGAUACAUUAAGGCUUCCCAUUUCUGCCCUAAUAACUCCAAGGUGCUGGCUUCCAUGAUCCCACCAUCGGAAGAGUCAUUUCCAGGAAGUACCGUCACCAUAGAAACAUCUUUAGAUUCGGACAUGCACAACAACGCCAUUCCGCUGUCCGUCAUGAUUCUCGCACUUCUUCUCAUAUUUAUAAUGUCAGUUUUUGUGGCUGCCGGUCUGUUCGUCACCAUGAAAAAACGUAAACAGAAAAACCAACAUGUGCAGAAUGACUCUAUGAAUGCAUGCAUCAGUUCGCUCAACAUGGAAUACGGACUGUAUAAAAAGGGGACUAUUCCCAAAGUGCGGACCUCUGCAGGGCACGUUUACGAGUACAUCCCACCCCCAGCGGAGCCUGCUAGCCGGACAACUGCCCAAACCCCAACUGACCACAAAUCCGUAGAUGGAUAUCGAGACUUUGACGAGAUAAGUGGGCCGUUUUUGGGUAAUUCAGACGAGGAAGCUGCCAGUAACGUUUUAAGUUCAGAGUACAGCGCGACCACUCCAGAACUUCUGAACAAGCCAACCACUCCUCAUCGAGACGAGCCGUGUUUCUACCGGAACGCACACAAUCCCGACAAGCGAUAUUGCAAUACAUUACCGUGUAAGCACGCAACGCACUCAAGACCUGAGCCAACAGCCACGGAGUUACCUUUAUCCUCUCCUCUCCCCGGAUUCACGAAGCGGAUUCAAAAGCUCCUCUAA
This is a messenger RNA of Knipowitschia caucasica, 1581 nucleotides long. The record is from the annotation of a GenBank genome assembly. NCBI's taxonomy places the organism in Eukaryota, Metazoa, Chordata, Actinopteri, Gobiiformes, Gobiidae.